AUGCCCCGUCCUUUAUUAAAUGACAAGCAAAACUGUCAUCAAUGCGCAUUACUAAAGGGUAAGGAGAAGAAAAAUUCAUCGAUAGCUAACUCUAGAAUUAAAUGGCAGAGGGGAAAAGAUCAUCGUUUGCUAUCAUCACCGAUGGUUGUCGCAGUUUUCAACAAAACCAAGAUGAAUAUGGUGGUCCUUAAUGGAAGUAAUUUAACCAAAAAAAAUUUCUUCAAGUGCACGAUUUUACAGCCAGCCAUGUCUAGCAGACAUCCAGGUAUCAAUAUUAGGGAGAAAAAAGCUGACACUUUGCCAAAAACGGUUCAACGCCUCAAUAGCUUUUUAGGAGUGAAGGAAAAUUCCGCACUUUUAAGCAAAAUAAACAAGAACCAGUUGCAACCCCAAGAAAUUCAAAAUUCUUCCAAAAAUAUAUGCUUUUUUGUUUUUCAAGCCCACCUAAUGGCUUACAAUUUGUUAACUUCAAAGUGUGGAAUACCGGCCCUGCAUUUCCAAAUCACUUUGGGAUUUCUUCGAAUUUUAGGCAGUAAAAUAUUAUCUCAAGAUGUAAAUAAACGUAGUGCGAAAUAUGAAAUCACUUGUGAUUUAAAAGCUGUUUCGAAUUUUCUAACCAUCUGCCACGUCAAUUUUGUCAAAAAAGGAUAG
Molecule: messenger RNA, 651 nt
Organism: Echinococcus granulosus
Lineage: Eukaryota; Metazoa; Platyhelminthes; Cestoda; Cyclophyllidea; Taeniidae
Exons: 6
Coding region: 1-651 (216 amino acids)
Source: RefSeq, a predicted model, not a curated record